CACAAUAUGGCGGGCAAAAAGCGAAGUAUUCACGCAGCGUCAGCGUCUUCCACGCAAGCGGCCCCAGCCGCCAAAAGAAUUCGCUAUGACCAUACCAUUCCUACUCCGACUCCGACUGCAGGCCCAUCAACAAGCGCGUCGUUGUCCAGCCCAACAGUUCCCGUGCAAGCUUCUCGUUCGCCUCGAAAGAAAGCUACUACAGCAAGCGCGAAGCCCACUGUCGAGAAACGGCUAGCACGGUUCAAGUCGAGCUGCCCACAAAACAUUGGAGAGCGUGUUGGUCGCGUCAUGUCUCAACGGUUCUUCAUGGUGGAUCGAGAACGCGUUGGAGAGGAGCUGAAGGAGGAGUUCAAGGUCCUUGGGUCGACGGGGAACAUCUACACCGUCACAGUCGCGCAUCUCCCCAGCUGCGACUGUCCCGAUGCGAGUAAAGGGAACCAUUGCAAACAUAUCCUGUUCGUUUUUCUGAAAGUCUUGCAAGUGCCCCAGUCGUCCCAGAGCUGGUACCAAAAAGCACUCCUCACCACCGAACUCGAGGAAAUAUUUGCCAAUGCGCCGGUAGCACCGAAUUCGGUCACCAAUCCACGCAUCCGCGAGGCCUACGCCAAGGCAGUCGGCAAAACAGUCCCGGAGCAGGCCAGCGCCAGCCAAACUAAAAAACGCAUGCCGGCCGAGGACGACGACUGUCCGAUCUGCUAUGAUGAAAUGCACAGCGUCGCGGAAACGAGUUUGGUGUUCUGCGAGUCGUGUGGGAACGCUGUUCACAAAGAGUGCUUCGGGCAAUGGCAAAACACGUCGCGCAACCAGGGCAAGCCGUUAACGUGCAUCUACUGCCGUGCUUCGUGGCCCAGUGCCGGUGCCGCAAGCGGGAGCGGAGGAAAUAGGGGUAGAGCAGGGAUGAGUGACGGUUAUGUGAAUCUAGCAGGUGUCGCUGGUGUCAGUCCACAAAGGGACACAUCGUCUUACUACGAUGGACCAAGACGUGGACGAGGAUAUUACGGUUAUCGCGGCCGCUAUAACCCAUACGAUUAUGACUAG
Molecule: messenger RNA, 1038 nt
Organism: Mycena indigotica
Lineage: Eukaryota; Fungi; Basidiomycota; Agaricomycetes; Agaricales; Mycenaceae
Exons: 9
Coding region: 7-1038 (343 amino acids)
Molecular function (GO): ubiquitin protein ligase activity; zinc ion binding
Source: RefSeq, a predicted model, not a curated record